AUGUCUACCGAAGAUAAGCAGGUUUGUGAGGCAGUAGUUGAAAGGAAAGGGAUAGGACAGGAAGACAGAGAGGAUUCGGGAAUCAGUGAUUAUGGAGUGUCAUUAGAUAGCCCAUUAGCACAUUCAACUAGUUAUCCCAAGACACCAGGACAAACGAUGAGAAAUAAGUCAGUUUCAGAGGAUGCAGAUAAGUGGUCGAUGUUGGUAGACUUGAUAAAGGAGGCUAACGCAUCAUUAAGGAAAGAUUUACAAGAAACUAGGGAAGAGAGAAGAAUAUCCCGAGAAUCAUUAGAGAAAGGUCUCAGAGAAUCAUUAGAGAAAGGCUUACAAGAAGCUAGAGAAAGGGAAGAGAUAUUCCGCAAAUCAUUAAAGGAAGAUUUACAAGAAACUAUAGCACAAGAGAUCAAAACAUCGCAGAUGAAGAUGGAAUGUAAUCUGAAGAAGGAAAUGCAGGAGUUACAAGAACGACUGAAGAUGGACAUCGAUGAGAGAGAGAGGAAGCUACAGAAGAGCGUAGACCAAGUCCAGGGAGACGUGGAAAAGAUGGAAGAAAAGUUGACAAAAAAGAUAGAAGACGAUGUUGAAGAAACUAAAACCGAAUUGGGAGAAAGGAUCGCUGAGGUGAUGCAGAUGCAGAAACAAUGCAUUGAUGCAGUUAAGUCGGAUAGGAGAUAG
Schistocerca americana (American grasshopper) is the source of this 675-nucleotide messenger RNA. RefSeq names its product protein kinase C and casein kinase substrate in neurons protein 1-like. The record is from RefSeq and is a predicted model, not a curated record. The transcript has a single exon. NCBI's taxonomy places the organism in Eukaryota, Metazoa, Arthropoda, Insecta, Orthoptera, Acrididae. Bases 1 to 675 code for a protein of 224 amino acids.